CAUUUUGACCCUCACAAAAUGAAAUUCACAUCCAUUUUUCCUAGGCAAUUUCUUAUGUUUACCGUUUUACUUGCUAUUUAUCACUUCAUUUCCAAUUUUCUCGAGUCAUUCAAUUCCUUCCAAAACCCAUGGCUUGUUCUCCAUCUCACUUGCUCUCCUACCCUUUCAAUCCAAUCAAAUAUAAUCUUCUACUACAUUACACCAAAUUCCCAGAAAAACCCACAAAUUUAGCAACACUUAAAUUCACAACCAGAUUAAAUUCAUCAAUUUCCAUUUCACAAAUCACAGAAAAUGCAGAAGCAACCCCAGAACCAAAAGAGCCACCGAAAUUCAGAUGGGUUGAAAUAAGGCAAGAUAAAAUUACAGAAUCACAAAAACGUGCAAUUUCUAAAUUACCCAAGAAAAUGGAGAAAAGAUGUACGGCUUUAAUGCGGCAGAUUAUCUGUUUUUCAGCUGAAAAGGGUAGUUUGUCUGAUUUGUUGGGUGCUUGGGUGAGAAUUAUGAAGCCCAGAAGAGCUGAUUGGCUUGUAAUUCUUAAGGAAUUAAGCUUUAUUAAUCAUCCUUUGUUUAUUGAGAUUUCUGAAUUUGCACUUUUGGAUGAAUCAUUUGAAGCCAACAUUCGUGAUUAUACGAAAUUAAUUCAUCUGUAUGCCAAGAAUGGCCGACAUCAAGAUGCGGAAGAUGUGCUCUUGAUGAUGAGUAAAAGGGGGCUGACUUGUGAUCAGGUUAUAUUGACGACCAUGAUACAUAUGUACAGUAAAGCUGGCCACUUCAAGUUGGCUCAAGAAACAUUUGAGGAAAUGAAGCUUCUCUGUCAGCCAUUAGAUAAAAGAUCAUAUGGUUCAAUGAUCAUGGCUUACAUCAGAGCUAGUAUGCCAGAUAAAGGAGAAGACUUAAUUAAGGAAAUGGAACAGCAAGAGAUCUAUGCAGGUGCGGAAGUUUAUAAGGCAUUGUUGAGGACUUACUCCAUGAAAGGUGAUGCUGAAGGGGCACAAAGGGUUUUUGAUGCAAUCCAAGUUGGUGGCAUUUGUCCUGAUGUGAGAAUGUGUGGCCUUCUCAUAAAUGCCUACUUUGAGUCUGGUCAAAGUCAAAAAGCUCGCGUUGUUUUUGAAAAUAUGAGAAAGGCUGGUAUAGAACCUAAUGAUAAAUGUGUGGCUCUUUUGUUGGCUGCUUAUGAAAAGGAGAACAAGGUAAACUCAGCUAUGGAGUUCUUAAUACAUUUAGAAAAAGAAGGCAUCAUAAUUGGUAAAGAAGCUUCUCAAUUAUUGGUCGAAUGGUUCCGGAAGCUAGGAGUAGUAGAGGAGGUGGCAGAUGUCUUGAGAGAGUUUGCUGGUAAUGAAGCUGCUUUCUGAAUAUCCCAUUAAGUAGCAAAGGUGUGUCGUCGUUCUGAAGGUAUCCACAUUUCAUUGAUUUCUGUCAGUAGCUAUUGCGAUGGAGUGAUCAAGCAAAGGUGUGUUGUUCUAAAGGUAUCCACAUUUCAUUGAUAUCUGUCAGUAGCUAUUGUCGUGGAGUGAUAAAAAAUCACCAAACGUCUUUGAUCACAUUCAGAAAACCAGAAUGAAGAAAGUUUCUUGUUGCAAGUAUCAUCAAAAGACAAGCUCUGAAACUCUGAAGAGGUUGAGAGGUAGUAUAGCAACUAAAGAUCAGUACCAACUGGUUCUACUGUUGCAAGGGUCAAAUAAUGCUGAUGUUUUUUGCCUAGAGGCUUGGAGCAACUAGAACUUGCCACAUUUGCGAAACUUAAUAGGUGAAAUUUUCAGCUAUUUCGUAAGGAAAAGGAUGAUCUACAUUCAUUGUCAAUCAAUGGCACCGAUGCAUGUUGAUGAUUUCCUGUGAGAACUCUAUUACUGUAUUAUAAAGCUGUCUGAAAAUGCAUUAUUAUAUGGUUAAUUUUAGUCUUUUACUUAUCACAGAAUGUAUUAAAAUGGCUCCUCAAACUCUCAUUAAUUGUGAAUUGGCAUAUCAUACUGAAAUGAAAUAGCCUCUUUCAAUGCAAGAUGAAAGGUUGCAGAUAUUCAUCCUUGUCGAUAGUGAGGGAUAUUAGAGUUUCCUUCCCGGUUCCAGGAGAUCUUGGGAUCGAUUCUCACCCCGCCCUUGUGACUCUCUAAACACCAAAAAAAAAAGAUAUUCAUCCUUGCCUUCU
This is a messenger RNA of Chenopodium quinoa (quinoa), 2143 nucleotides long. RefSeq names its product pentatricopeptide repeat-containing protein At1g01970-like. The record is from RefSeq and is a predicted model, not a curated record. The transcript is spliced from 3 exons. Gene Ontology annotation, molecular function: protein binding. Bases 129 to 1352 code for a protein of 407 amino acids. Lineage: Eukaryota; Viridiplantae; Streptophyta; Magnoliopsida; Caryophyllales; Amaranthaceae.